GUGACCCGACCAUCGUAGAUCUAUAGAACCGCAGCCCCCCUUCUCUCGAAGCCUCUUUCGCUCGUCCAACAAAAUAGCCGUUGCAGCUUCAAAUUCGAAUUAUCGAUGUCGGAGAGCUCGCAGCACCAACAGAACGCUGGCAGAAGUGGGGGAUUCAACGAACCCCUCACCCUCAAUGAAAUCUCCAAAUUCUUCCACAUGCCCAUCGCUGAUGCCGCCAGCAAUCUCGGUGUUGGUACAAGUGCUUUGAAGAGGAUGUGCCGUGAUAAUGGUCUUGUAAGGUGGCCAUAUCGCAAGGUUGUAUCCGGAAAGGCCAUCGAAGAAUUUAACAAGGAAGCUUCAGCAACAAUGUCUCCGACUGCAGUUGAAACUAUGGGUGCCCAAUUUCAAGAUGGAUUGCCAAACUAUGCACAAGAUGCGUUGAAAUUGCAACGAGGGGCUUCUUUGCCUGAUCAUCUGCUGCCGCAGCAAGGAAGUAGGUUUUUUCAAAGUGGGCGGCAGAAUCAGAAUCUGAUUCACUCUAGCCAUGCAAGAACCAUUCCUACCUACUUAGAUGAAUUUAAACAAGGAUUCCCAUCAGAUGGUUUAUCAUCUGUCUCUAUGAGAUGGUGGGGGAGUAUGAAUCUGGAUGAUGCUGAGAAGAUCCCAAAGGAAGAACCUACGAACAUAGUAGCAGCAGAACAAAAAUCCCAUGAAUUUCCAAGUGAUGGGGAAAUGACAGAAGGGAAACCUGAGAGAGACACGGAGAAGGAUGCAAUUGGACCCCAAGGGGCAGCUUUGCUGUCAUCAGUGAGAAAAAGAGCUGUAGAAGACGGAAGAGAGGCAGUGAAGCUUAGUGUGGCAAGGGGAUAUGGGCCAUACAAGUUAGGAAGGAAAGAGAGAGUGUUGCUAGCUCAAGUAUUUCAGUCUUCUUACCCAAGCAUAUGGAGGUGAGGCUUUUCUUGAAGCUGCCUUUGGUGAGGGUUCUCAAGGUAGAGAUGGAGUUUGUGUGCACUGCGUGCACGAGUGUGCUUUUACUCUCAACGAUUAGCAAGUUAGAUGGGUCCUGUUCUCAAAGCACCGCUGGUGCUUUUUUUUUUUUUUUUCCUACUGCAAGGAACAUCCACUUUGUAACAAUGCUGGCUUUUAGCUCUAUCCCAUUUUUUUUGGGGGGGAUUUUUAUAAAUGAGUACCUCACGGGUUGGGUUUUUGCA
This is a messenger RNA of Magnolia sinica, 1193 nucleotides long. RefSeq lists its product as uncharacterized. Lineage: Eukaryota; Viridiplantae; Streptophyta; Magnoliopsida; Magnoliales; Magnoliaceae. Bases 106 to 933 code for a protein of 275 amino acids. The transcript is spliced from 4 exons. The record is from RefSeq and is a predicted model, not a curated record.